Messenger RNA from Penicillium brasilianum, 893 nucleotides. The record is from the annotation of a GenBank genome assembly. NCBI's taxonomy places the organism in Eukaryota, Fungi, Ascomycota, Eurotiomycetes, Eurotiales, Aspergillaceae.
GUUCCUUCCCAACGAAAUCAUACCUCCCCCUAUUUACACUAUGCGUUUCCUAAGAACCCUUGUCACCUUAGCGUCGCUGGUUAUGGUGACCCCGGCCGUAUCCACCUCGCAAAAGGAUAGUGUCCUCAGCAGCAUCGAUGCCGUUUCUCAGGCGGUACAGGCAAACCAAGAUGCCAUCAGUCGCUAUCAAGGUGGCUCCUUGGCGGCCAUUCCCGUCGGGCGUAAAAACUACGAUUGCUGGUACGCCCUGAGAGAGGCGCAUUCUAAGCUCACCGACACAAAAUUCACACCAAAGGAGGCCGACGAGGUGGUUAAGCAUUUCACCUCCCUGAAUCAAGAUUCCAUAACAUUGCUGGACGAAUACCGUGAAAAGGCACCAGCACUGAAUAAGGCUGGCGUCAGCUUUUUGGUGCCAAUUAUGAUGGAAGCUUUGUUCCGAGAGGCGGAUGACUAUUCCGCUGCCCUUCAAGCUCUGAUGCCCGGAGAGUCUGCCGCUCCCAUGAAGCAGAUCACUGUCGAUCACAAGGCGGCAUGGGAUGAGGCAUUCGCGGCCUACGAUCCUACCCGCAAUACGGAGCCAGUGCAACAGUGGAAGACCUUGAUGUCGGUAUUCUCACCGGCCUUGACGUAUCUCAUUUGAAGAUGCAGUAUGCUAGCAUCAUUAUCUACAUCUCGGGAGACUUGAUGCUUCCAAUAAAAGUCUAAAAUACUAUCCAUAUGUGUUGUGAUCAUCAGGGACUUGAGUUGGCACUCGGUCUGGGAACACAUCCUAAGACAAAAUGACUACAGAUGUGGCAAGGAGUUUCGGGUACCUUUUCAUUGAACGAAUCAUUAAUUAUAUCCAGUAUCUAGCAUCGGUUUAUUCUUACGCCAGAAUCAGCUGUUUGAUUUGU